Magnolia sinica is the source of this 1002-nucleotide messenger RNA. RefSeq lists its product as uncharacterized. The transcript is spliced from 2 exons. The record is from RefSeq and is a predicted model, not a curated record. Gene Ontology annotation, biological process: defense response to other organism. NCBI's taxonomy places the organism in Eukaryota, Viridiplantae, Streptophyta, Magnoliopsida, Magnoliales, Magnoliaceae. Bases 119 to 844 code for a protein of 241 amino acids.
AUCCACGUCCGGUAAGGAAGGCCGCACCGAAUCCGGUAUCCUUAUAUAUAUAAAAAAAACAAGGAUUGCAGUCCCCCACAACUUAUUUUCGCCUCUUUUCUAAGUACGUUUUACCACAAUGCCUGAAUCCCAAUCUCUUAAUCAGGUCCUCCUCUCCGCUACUCCGGCGCAAGAUAGAAUCACCACAUCCGGUACUCAGCCUCAGAAGAACCCUAACAUUCCUAGCACCAAAAAUCCCACUCCAACCACCUACCAACGCUCUACCCUCUUCCAAAUAGUCGUACUAAUCUUGGGAAUACUAUUCCUGACGUUGUUAGUCUAUCUCAUUGACCCGCGGAUUAAUACAUUGUCUUCAUACACCGUCUCCUCAGCCACCGUCGAUCCCUUCAACAUCUCCUCGUCGCGAUUGACGGCCGCCUGGAAUAUCUCGAUCUACAUCAAGAACUAUCACCAGCGGAAAGAAAUCUACUAUGACCGUGUCCGGUCAUCCAUAUACUAUGGGUCCCACUUCCUAUCACAGGUCUCCAUCCAUCCCUUCUACGUGCAACGGUCGCGGCAUAUGACUCUCCAGGCCCGCCUCAUGAACCACUCGGAGAGCUUGGAUGUGGGUGCCGCCGAGUCCAUGGUCAGGGACCGGCUGUUACGUGGUGCCGUGGAUUUCCGAUUUGAAUUGCUUACUCGGGCAAAGUAUACCGUGUAUAAUUUCGGCUGGUAUAAUUUCAGGAUUUCCUGUGAGAACGUGACAGUUGGAUUCCCGGCUACGGAUGACGUGGGGCCGGGCGUUAUGUUGGGCCCACCUCGGAAGUGCAAUCUCUUUGUGGAUGAAUGGCCGGAUACCCUCUGAAUGUACAGAAACGGCAAUGAAUGAGGAAGCAACUAGCCGUUAAAGGUUGCCAUGGAUCCAGCACUAGUAGUCAAGAUCCUCUCUUCACUUCUUUCUUUCUUUCUUUGGAGAAAAACCUGACAGUUUAGCGCUUUUUUUUCUUUUUUCUUAUAUAUAUA